CUCCGCGAGGGGCGGGAGUCAGUAUAUAAGCCGGGGAGGCGGUAGUAAGAUGUCCGAGUGACAGCCGGCUGUCAGCCCCGCCAGCCAGGACGUGCAGUGUUUGACACGUGAGUCUCCUGACGCGGCAGAGAGGAGCUCCGUCAUGGCCCUCGAGCUGGAGCGUCAGCAGCAGGGCGCCCCCGCCCCUGCUCCGGCAACCCCAGCGCCUUCCAGCCCGGCCCUGCCGCCUACGCCUCCCUCGCACGACGCCCGCAGCCCUCCCUCGCCCACACAUGAAGCUCGCAGCCCGCCCCUGCCCUCGCCGCGCUCCCCGCUGGAGUCUAAGCUGCCCCUGUCCCCGCCGCCCUUCGCUGCAAGCCCACGCGCGCUUCCCUUCAGCAUCGAAAACAUCCUGCGGCCAGACUUCGGCGUCACCCGUCUGCCGGAGCGAUCCAGCGUCCGCACGCCCGAGCUGCUGCUGCGCACGCCGCCCAAGACCCCAGAGGCGCCCGUGGACCUCAGUCAAAAACCGACGGCGGCCGCGGCGCACAAAGUGGGCGGCAACAAAUACCCCGAGAACCCCGAGGCGCUGGCCAACCCCCGCGUGCCCACCGAGGACGGCAACAACUGGCCGGCCUGGGUGUACUGCACACGCUACUCCGACAGACCCUCCUCAGGUCCUCGCUCCAGACGAAUCAAGCGGCGUGACAGGAACCCGGAGGAGAAGCGACCGCGCACCGCCUUCACUUCAGAGCAGCUGGCGAGACUCAAGAAGGAGUUUGAGGAGAAUAAAUACCUGACGGAGAAGCGCCGGCAGGACCUCGCGCGGGACUUGGGUCUGAACGAAUCGCAGAUCAAGAUUUGGUUCCAGAAUAAGCGAGCCAAGAUCAAGAAAGCGAAUGGACAAAAGAGUGGCCUUGCUAUCCACCUAAUGGCGCAGGGUCUCUACAACCACUCCACUAUUCCCGUGGAUGAGGAAGACUCGUACGCGUGCUAAGGUGGACGAGAUGCGCCUCCACCUCAUCCACCUCCUUCAAACUCCUAAACUCUUACCAAAUAUCGCACCAAGUGACCAAAAAGUCGUACCACGCCGUACCCUAUUCAUUCAGUCACGCCACUCAAGAAAAGACCAGGAUUUUCUUCGUUCGUGUUUUUCAUGUUGCGUUCCUCCUCCUCCUCCUCUUUCUCCUCUUCGUUCAGUCUGUUACGUUCACUUUUUUCUCUCUUAUAACGUGCCACUCCACUUCUCCUGAUCCCAUUCAUGCACAUGUGACCUUCUACCGUCACUUCACUUGUCAUUCACGUCACUUCAUUGCCUCCUCGUUUCAAUGGCCUCGUGCGGUUAAGGAGGGAGAGUCCUUUGAUGCUACACGUUCUCUCACUUCACUCUCUCACUCUCCCUUUCCCUCCCCUCCCUCACUCCCCCUCGGCCCCCCUUUCUGUGUCGGGGCGUGUCUUCGUCUCGUCUCUCAGCCUCCGAUUAGCCUGGGCAGAGAUAGCGUAAGAUGACACAUAACAUAACCGCCAGCGCGCGGGACCCUCAUCCUGACUGACGGAGGGCGGUACUUCAAGAGACAUCUACGCCUCACCCGCCUUCCCCCCCGCCCGUCACAUUUCACACCCGCGCCUCCCACUCACCCCAAGUCACCCCAGGCACUCACACUCCCACCCCCCGCCUCUGGUAACUCCAUACCUCGCUUCAUAUGCUCACUCAGUUACCUCGUCCGGUUCAAUUUGCCGAUACGCAGCUUACAUCAACUCCCCAUUUCACGUUUUCUGUUGUCCUUGACCUUCGCGCUCCUGCCCACACAUACCAGCAUUCCUCUUUGUACUAUUACCUUUGCCACAUGAUCUCUCCUCUCCUUCCUACCUUCCUUCAUCUGUAUAAUCGUGUUUUUGCUUCUCAUUUAUAUUUUUCUCGUUUUUUGUUUCUUGUCUCCUUCCUCUCAUCAUUAAUCCUUCUUCUCUCUCCUUUUCUUCGUCUUGCCUUUUGUCUUCUAGUCUCACCUUUCGUUUCAUCUUUCUUAACUUCCCUUCGUUCUCUUCCUAUUCCUUUCCGAUUCACAUCCUCUUCGAACUUCCCAAAAUACCUCACUCUCUCCUUCCUCCUCGUACUCUCUCCCCAAAUAACUCCCAUCCCUCUCCCCUUCACAUCCUCCUCGUACUCUCCCUCAAUAACCAACCAAGGACAACCACACAUAGGGAGAAUUAGGCAAAAAUGCUAAUCCGGGAACGCUGGAUUGCAUUCGUGAUACAUAAACGGCAGCGAAUUCUCCUGCACGCUCACCCACAACAUUCCAUGCUCACCGAAACAUUCUCUCGUGUCAGUUCUCCCUCCCCUCUCCCUCUGUCUCCCUUUCUCCCUCCCGUCACCGCCGUCAUCACUCAGGAGGCGGUAGUGGUGGUGAACAAGGCCGGGACAAGCUCUGGGUGCACUAAUAUAAGCUACAAGUGAUGAUAAUGUUGGUGAUUUUUUUUUUGUUUUUGUCUACGAAGCGUCAAUGUAGAGUAGAGAAGUUUUAGAUAGACUCAUUAAUCAACGUUAUUUUUAUUCAGUCGUUAGUGUGAAAGAGCAAGUGAUAUCCAUGAUUUGAUCCCACGUUAUCCUCCUCCUCUUCCUGAUCUCUUCUUCCUCUUCCUCCUCCUCCUCCUCCCGUGGCCAACAAUCUUCUUGCCCAAAGUACAAAUUAGCCCUUAAUUUUUACCUCAGUCAAUCCGUUACGUUUCCGAGAGACACGACGCGGCGCAGUUGGGUAGUUCGCAGUUCACCGCCCGGCUCGUGUCUCGUGUGCUGUACAUAGUGUAUAUUACGGAUCUAUAGUAUUCAUACGAUGUAUAUAAAUAUCAUGUUUUAAAUUAUUUAUAUGUCUGUGUCGUCCAAUAAAUAAUGACUUUUUCUUUAAA
Molecule: messenger RNA, 2883 nt
Organism: Scylla paramamosain (green mud crab)
Lineage: Eukaryota; Metazoa; Arthropoda; Malacostraca; Decapoda; Portunidae
Product: homeobox protein engrailed-1-B-like
Exons: 2
Coding region: 143-976 (277 amino acids)
Biological process (GO): regulation of transcription by RNA polymerase II; neuron differentiation; multicellular organism development
Cellular component (GO): nucleus
Molecular function (GO): DNA-binding transcription factor activity, RNA polymerase II-specific; RNA polymerase II cis-regulatory region sequence-specific DNA binding
Source: RefSeq, a predicted model, not a curated record